This is a messenger RNA of Dermacentor silvarum, 1629 nucleotides long. Its product is annotated as DNA polymerase beta. The transcript has a single exon. Gene Ontology annotation, molecular function: DNA binding; DNA-directed DNA polymerase activity. Gene Ontology annotation, cellular component: nucleus. NCBI's taxonomy places the organism in Eukaryota, Metazoa, Arthropoda, Arachnida, Ixodida, Ixodidae. Gene Ontology annotation, biological process: double-strand break repair via nonhomologous end joining. The coding region runs from base 148 to 1155 and encodes 335 amino acids. The record is from RefSeq and is a predicted model, not a curated record.
UCAGUUUACAUCAUGUUUACAUCGUAGUCUACGUUCGUACUGUACGAUUGCAGACGAACCUAGUGCAACAGCGUAUUUUGUAGGUGAAAUUGGCGCUGUUUGUCUGGUGCUGGCACGCAAGUGUUCUUGUGGAGCUGAUAUUUUGACAUGGGAAAGAAGAAGUGGAGCGAGACGGGUAAUCCUAACCGCGAUAUUUGCGAGUUUCUGAACGAACUGGCGGACUACGAAAAGAACGUUACGCGUAACGUUUACAAGAGCAACGCGUACAGAAAAGCAGCUGUGACGCUUGAGAAGCUCGACAAAAGAGUAGCAAGUGCAGAAGAAGCAAAAGCCCUUCCCGGUAUCGGCGCGAAAAUUUCACAGAAAAUAGAGGAAUUCCUUCGAACGGGAAAAGUUGCGAAACUAGAGAAAGUUCGUAGCGAUGAAAGCACAAAUGCUAUCCAAGAGUUGACGCGGGUAUCGGGAAUAGGGCCAGCGCACGCAAAGUCUUUUUAUGAUCGUGGCAUUCACAGCAUUGAGGACCUGCGUCAGAACCAGGACUGUCUGACGGAACACCAGAAGAUAGGGCUGCGUUACUUGGAAGACAUCGAGAAGCGCAUACCUCGAGAAGAAGUUGGUCUUUUGGAGGCCCGCGUUAUCGACGCACUGCAUCAAUUUGACGAAGACUACGAGGCAGUCGCGUGCGGCAGCUAUCGAAGAGGCUUGCCUACGAGCGGCGACAUCGACUUGUUGGUGUGCCACAAGAGCUAUCGAUCUACUGACAGGAGGCCGCCCAAACUCCUAGCACGCCUCGUGGAACACCUUCGUCAAGUGGGCUUCAUCAGUGACAUAAUGUCUUUGGGAGAGACAAAGUUUGCAGGUGUGUGCCAGCUCGAUUCUUCGCGGCCUCACCGACGCAUUGACAUCCGCGUACUUCCUCAAGAUCAGUUCUUCUGCGGUUUGCUGUACUUCACAGGCAGCGACUUGUUUAACCAGAGCAUGCGUGCGCACGCCGCUCAGCAAAAUAUGAAGCUCAGUGAAUAUGCAUUACGUCCAAUUGGUUGCACAGGCGUCUUAGGGGAGCCUCUGCCUAUAACUAGUGAACGUGAUGUGUUUGACUGGUUGGACUUGCCCUUCUGGGAGCCGCACAAGCGCAAUGGGCCUCUUGGACAGUGAACACUAUGGGUGUGGAAUGGCACACAGUGAAUUUAUUCACACAUAAUUACAUCUUGCUAGGCUUGCAAGACCAGUUCAAGCCACUGGCGCAGUGCCUCUCCCAGGACAGCUGGCAUUGAGGCAAGGUCCCGGAGAAGAAGGUAGAAAGGAAACGGGAAGCGCUCCAUGUAGCUGCGAAGCUUGACUUGCCCUGAGGGCCCGAACUCUGGUUGCCGAAUUUCAAGGAUGGAGUCCUAGAAAGCCAAAGCCAACACCAAAAACACUUUAGCAAGAAGGAAAAACACUGAAGCAAUUAUUAUCUGUCUCCUGAUGUAUUAAUAGGCUGCCAGUAAUGGAGAAAAACAUUGAUAAAUCUAUAGGUAACAGUACAUACAUAAAAGCUCUUUUACAGAUUUCCCUGUACAUGUCAAAACGAGUAAAGUUCACACUUACUGCCUCAUAUUUAUACAUAAGUGAUAAAUGUUUGCUUAUUGA